AAAAACGAGCAGAAGGCCAGUCACCUCUUUCAGCAGCAGAAGCAGCAGCAUCUUCAGACGCAGCCUGAGACCUCAGAGCAGAGAAGGUGCCUCCGACUCCGGACUCCCGACUUCCGCAAGCUGCCAGAUAGUCUCUCACAGAGGCCAUCUUCCCUUUCCCCCCUGACUUUUCCUCUUUUCUUACCCAUUAGCUUCUUCUCCCGGUGGACUUAAGUCCACUCUGCUCCCCCUCCCUUUGGCUGCUCGCCUACUCUCUCUUCUACAUCUCUCUCCUCGCCCACUUCCUUCGGUGUCACGCUCCCUCCUAGUUUUGUGCGUCUACAAAGUUUUGAGCGGAAUUUUAGCCUCGGCAAACAAGUCUCCCCAGCUCCUUCAGCUAAUUCCCGCGGCUUCUCUCCAGACACCAGCUCCAGGCAGUGACUGAUGCUUCUCGGGUUGUGAUUCCAGCGCAGAAACUCGAAGGAGCCUUUGCCCGCCGUCCUACUUAGUCAACCCUUUCCUAGCCACCAAUGACCAUGUGUAGCGGAGCAAGGCUGGCCCUGCUGGUGUAUGGGAUAAUAAUGCAUAGCAGUGUCUCCUGUUCACCUGCCGCCGGACUCAGCUUCCCUGGGAUCAGACCAGAAGACGAGGCUUAUGACCAGGACGGAAACCCGCUGCAAGACUUCUACGACUGGGACCCUCCCGGCGUGGGGAGCCCCGCCUCCGCGCUGCGUGACGCUUACGCCCUUUACUAUCCAGCGGACAGGAGAGAUGUCGCCCACGAAAUCCUUAACGAAGCCUAUCGAAAAGUCUUGGACCAGCUGUCCGCCAGGAAGUACCUGCAGUCGGUCGUGGCCAGGGGCGCGGGGGAGAACCUAGGCGGCAGCGCGGUGGACGACCCGGCGCCCCUUACCAAACGCCACUCGGACGGCAUCUUCACAGAUAGCUACAGCCGCUACCGAAAACAAAUGGCUGUCAAGAAAUACUUGGCGGCCGUGCUAGGGAAAAGGUAUAAACAGAGGGUUAAAAACAAAGGACGCCGAAUAGCGUACUUGUAGCAGAUCAGCUGCCGGCUACCUUGUGUAUAAAAUGAAAAGUCGUUUUCCAAAUUGACUGACCAGUCAUCACUCGUGUUCUUUCCAAACAUGUAUUUAUGUAUCAAGUAAAGCCAUUAAAUGACUAUUUUGAUAAUAAUAUUGUUUUUCUUUUUAUGAAGCACUAGAGAAUGCACAGAUAUACUUUGUGGACCAAUUAUUGAUAUAUAUUAUAAGUAUAUAUAUUAAGAAUAUAUAUAACAGAGAGCAAUUCAGAAGGGUGCACAAGGAUUGAAAAUUCGCCUGAGCUGUUUAUGUUUUUAUAUAAAGUAAAUAGAGAAAAUAGACAACCAUUGUUUUGAAUAUUACUCCUAUUUUUGUAAACUGGAAUUAAAGGAUAGUAUUUUUAUCCACAACCGUCUUGAAGAUACCAAUAAUGGCCAUUUGUACAAAAAACAAUGAUGCCCUGCUCCAGGGGAAUUCUGAGGUAAUGACUUGGGAAAUUGCUGAAGGGCUUUCUUUCCCUGUGAGUCUGGGGCAGGCUGCUUGAACCCCAGCCUAACAAGUGGGCAUUGUCCCACUGGUUGCAGGGGCAACUCCAACACUUUCAGUUUCUUUGAUUAUGUGUAUUUGUCUCUCCUCAGACUCUCAGCCCAGAAGGAAAUUCUAAUUAAACAACAGCUCUAUCCAAAUUGUGCUUCUCCCCAGAACUCAUGUCAUUCCCUGGUAGAAGAGUUGAGGAACUGUACAGAAGAGACAGGCUUGGAGAGAGAGCUCUCUUUUCUGUACUUCCUGAUUCUUCAGGGAACAUACUAUUCUAAGGCUAGGGCAAUUGGAACAAAGUGAAAGAUAUAUAGGGGAUUGGUAAAGGCAGAGCAUGGGGAUUUGAGAUUUGAGAGUUGCCUCAGGUCUGAGAAUCUGGGGGCAAGUCUAGCUCCUCUGUAGGUUCCACUGCCUGACAGAUCAGGUGCUGGUGUUGGAAUGAAUGCAAAGUACAAUGUGUUUUUCUCCAGUGCUGUUCAUGCUUUUCAUGUUGUGAAAUGGCCAGGAUCCUCCCCUUUGAACACUGUUCUGCAGAAGCCACCUCUGUUCUUUGUGGUUUUUCUGGAGACCCUCCUUCCUACCCUUGCCCCUGUGCAUUGUUUUAGAAUCAUUUGCCAUUUUCCACUCACUUAUCUUAAAUUUGUGAAUGCUAGUUAUUUUUUUGUUGUUGUUUGAUGCAAGCAGUUACUGUGAAGUUUAGGAACCCCUGUGUAGCUUCCACAGAGAAAUUAUGCACUAAAUACGAACCUUUUGUUUCUUGUUUAUUGAGUUUGUAGGUAAAAUGUAUUUUUCUAUAUUAUGGCUUAUUGCUUAGUAAAAUUUAUUUCAUAAAA
Mus caroli (Ryukyu mouse) is the source of this 2389-nucleotide messenger RNA. It is a transcript of the gene Adcyap1, whose product is annotated as adenylate cyclase activating polypeptide 1. NCBI's taxonomy places the organism in Eukaryota, Metazoa, Chordata, Mammalia, Rodentia, Muridae. Gene Ontology annotation, cellular component: extracellular region; neuron projection; perikaryon. Gene Ontology annotation, biological process: neuron projection development; regulation of protein localization; positive regulation of ERK1 and ERK2 cascade. The record is from RefSeq and is a predicted model, not a curated record. Gene Ontology annotation, molecular function: neuropeptide hormone activity; peptide hormone receptor binding; pituitary adenylate cyclase activating polypeptide activity.